CCGGCACUGGCCGCGGGGCAGCGUGAAAAAUGAUUCCCCAGAGCAACUGAUGCGCCACGCGCUGCCGCAGCUUGAUACCAUAGCUUGGUAUGGAGUAGCCAUUGGUCUGGAGUAGCUCACAGAUAGCCCACACCUAACAAACAUGGGCGCUGGCGGCUCGACGGAAGGCGCACACCUCACCAGAGGCACCAGCAAAAACAACCUCGGCGUGCUGUUUGACCGCGAGGCCGAGGAGGCCUUCCAUGCCGCCGCGACUGGUCCGGAAGACGAACUCGCCGUGCCCUGGUCCGUGGCCGACGCGUACGUGAAGACGCGCGACGAGCGCUGGCGCGACCCGAAGCACGUCUUGUUUCAGAAUCUGAAACAAUUCCGCGUCGCGCGGGUCGAGAUCGAGAAGAUCGCGAACGAGAAGAUCAAGGGCACAAUCCGUGAGAUCCCGUGGCGCGACGGCGACGCGUGCCAACAGCGCGGCCUCGCCGGCAAGCCGGCCGCGUCGCUCGACGCGCUGUACGCGAUCGCCAACCUGGCGUGCAAAGUCUACCAGGUGAUCCUGACGGACAUCUGUAAGGGCGGCCCACCCCUGAACCUGGCACCGCUCAAGGGCCGCGCGCGAGCCGAAGAAAAGGCGCGCAACGAAUACGCGGACAAGCAGGCGCCGUGCUACUCGUGGCUCUUCGACAUCGUGAGAGGCUCCGUGUACUGCGACCACGAGGACGACCUGGUCGCGCUCUGGAAAAAGAUCGAGGCGGACCCGCGCAUCGAAAUUGUCCGAACGAAAAAUCGUUUCAAUCCCCCAGAAUUCAACGGCUACCGCGACAUCAUGAUGAACGUGGCCGUUGACGUGGAUACGCCUGCCGGGAAGAUAUCGCACCUCUGCGAGCUCCAGAUUCACCUCACUGCAAUUAAGAAGUCGGAGCCGAUGCACAAGAGUCACGCCGUCUACGAGUUCUUUCGAUCGUUCUUUUUGGGGAACGCAGAGGCGGUCGAGAAGCGGCUGGACAUGUUCUGCGCGCUGCCCGUCGACGACGCUAAAGAUGCGGACGAGCUUGUGGACCACGUGCUCGGGUCCGACGCGGACGCGAGUUUGCUCGAGGGGCUCUGUGAAUUGCUCACGUCGAUCCAGGAGAACGCGGGCGUCGUGAAAGUCCGGGAAGCCAUCUUAGCGGAGCAUGAGCGCGAGUUUGGCGCGGAGAGCAAGGAGGUGGGCGGGGCGCUGUAUGAUCUUGGGCUCGCGUACUAUGAUCUCGGCAACCAAGCCAAGAAUCGCGACGUGCUGGAGCGCGCGCUCCCGAUCUACGAGCGCGAGUACGGUAGUGACAGCACGGAGAUGUCCGGUUUGUUGAAUAAUCUCGGGAACGCGUACGGCUUUUUAGGCGACCACGCGAAGUCGCGAGACAUUUAUGAGCGCGCGCUCGCGAUCGACGAGCGGGCGUACGGCCGUGACCACCCGGAAGUGGCCCCCACGCUGACGAGCCUCGGGGACGCGCACAACCAAUUGGGCGACUACGCCAAGGCGCGAGACAUGCUAGAGCGCGCGCUCGCGAUCAAGGAGCGGGCGUACGGCCGCGAUCACGUGAAUGUGGCCAGCACGCUGACGAACCUCGGGACCGCGUACGGCGCCUUAGGCGACCCCGCGAAGGCGCGAGACAUGCUGGAACGCGCGCUCGCGAUCGACGAGCGGACGUACGGCCGCGACCACCCGGAAGUGGCCAAGACGCUGGAGAACCUUGGGUGUGCGUACGGCGACUUAGGCGACAACGCGAAGCUGCGAGACAUGCUGGAGCGCGUGCUCGCGAUCAAGGAGCGGGCGUACGGCAGCGAGCACCCGAGUGUGGCCAUCACGCUGAAUAACCUCGGGACCGCGUACUGCGACUUAGGCGACCCCGCGAAGGCGCGAGAUGUCCUGGAGCGCGCGCUCGCGAUCGACGAGCGGGCGUACGGCCGCGACCACGCGGACGUGGCCGGCACGCUGAUGAACCUUGGGUGUGCGUACGGCGACUUGGGCGACCCGGCGAAGAAGCGAGACAUGCUGGAGCGCGCGCUCGCGAUCGAGGAGCGGGCGUACGGCCCCGAUCACAUUGAUAUAGCCCCCUCGCUGUUCAACCUCGGAAGCUUGCACGAGGAUCUAGGCGAGAAGGCUAAGGCGCGCGAGUUCAUCGCGCGCGCUCUCGCGAUUGCCGAGCGCACAUACGGAAGCGACCAUCCUCGUACCGAUAUGUGCCGAAGGCACCUCGCCAAAUUAUCAUCGUGAGCUAGAGCCGCUUUCACCUCCUCUACAGAUAUCGAGUCCUCUCCGUCCCAGGCGCGAAACGCCUCCGUAUAUGCGGUUCCCCCCACGCGCUGCCGACGCGAC
This is a messenger RNA of Pelagomonas calceolata, 2353 nucleotides long. The record is from the annotation of a GenBank genome assembly. Lineage: Eukaryota; Pelagophyceae; Pelagomonadales; Pelagomonadaceae.